This is a messenger RNA of Diorhabda carinulata, 708 nucleotides long. RefSeq lists its product as uncharacterized. NCBI's taxonomy places the organism in Eukaryota, Metazoa, Arthropoda, Insecta, Coleoptera, Chrysomelidae. The transcript is spliced from 3 exons. The coding region runs from base 111 to 662 and encodes 183 amino acids. The record is from RefSeq and is a predicted model, not a curated record.
GGUAUUACAUAAUCAUAUGUUAGAAUUUUGUUGUGUCAAAUUUGUUAGUUGUCAAUCAACUCGAAAUUUUUAGUGUCUUAAAUCGAAUUUGUUAAAUUUUGAGUGAAAAUAUGGCGCAACGGCGUUACUGUUCCGAUAAUGGCGGAAAGAACGCGCCGUCGGUACCACCAGCGAAUAUAGUUUCUUGUCCAUUAUCAAAAAAUAAAUCGCAAACGUCUGAAAAUACUACCACUUCACUAUCGACCGUACCUUGCCCGGCACUAUCAGGAGCAGUUGCAGAAGAUGCUCAAAUGUUUGAUGUUUUGCCAUGUCCGAAUAUUGAACGAUUCCAAAGUCGUUAUGCUGUAAUAGUUGAUGUCGCACCGAUGAAUAGAAAACCCAAAGAACCAGAUCCAGAAACGGAACGUCUAGAGAGGAAACAAAAGGUGGAAGAAAGAUGGAAAAGUAUCAUGGAAGUUAGUGACAAUAUUAUUCCUAUUGACUACCCCAAUCCCGAUUUAAAUAACAGCCGUCUCGACGACUGCAUAAUAUUAUGUUACGCGAACCAGGGAUCGUGGGAAAAGUUGAUAGAAUUGUCGGCGAAUCUAUUGAAAGAUGAAAGGCUACCGUGCGAUUUCGAAGGGGAACUUAACGAAGAACAUGACGACAAUUACAAAUAUUAAGAAUAUUAGUAACAAACAUUUUUUAAAUAUAAAAUUUAAACAUUGA